UGACAGCCACGACUUCACAAAUAUGAUGGAGAGCGGCUCGGCAACCACCUCAGCCAGCUCCUUCAGGACCCUGGGAUAAAAAGCCAUACUUAAGGGGAAAAGCCCCAGAUUUAAUGAGAAAACCAGGAUUUUCUUGCAGAAAAAGCCAUAUUUAAGGGUAAAAACACCAGAUUUAAGGGGAAAAACAGGGAUUUCUGGCAGAAAAAGCCAUUUUAUGGGGAAAAACUCCAGAUUUAAUGGGAAUAAUAGGGAUUUCUUUGAGAAAACCCCAGAUUUAAUGGGAAAACAGGGCUUUCUAGGAGGAAAAGCCAUAUUUUAGGGUAAAAACUCCAGAUUUAAGGGGAAAAAACCCAGGUUGAAAGGGAAUAACAGGGAUUUCUAGGAGAAAAAGCCACAUUUAAGGGGAAAUACCCCAGAUUUAAUGGGAAAACCAGGGAUUUCUGGCAGAAAAAGCCAUAUUUAAUGUGAAAAACCCCAGAAUUAAGGGGAAGAACAGGGAUUUCUGUGAGAAAAUCCCAGAUUUAAUGGAAAAACAGGGAUUUCUUGGAGAAAAAAAACAUAUUUCAGGAGAAAAACCCAAGAUUAUUGGGAAUAAACAGGGAUUUCUGGCAGAAAAAAGCCAAUUUUAAGGGGAAAAACCCCUGAUUUAAUGGGAGAAACAGGGAUUUCUAGCAGAAAAUGCCAUAUGUAAGUGGAAAACCCCAUAUUUAAGGAGGAAAAGAGGGAUUUUUCGGGAGAAAAAAGCAUAUUUAAUGGGAAAAGCCCCCGGUGUAAUGGGAAAAACAGGGAUUUCUGUGAGCAAACCCCAGAUUUAAGGGGAAAAAGCCCAGAUUGAAUGGAAAACCAGGGAUUUCUGGCAGAAGAAGCCAUGUUUAAGGGCGAAAAGUGCAGAUUUAUGGGGCAAAACAAGGAUUUCUGUGAGAAAAGCCCAGAUGUAAUGGAAAAACAGGGAUUUUUGGGAGAAAAAGCCAUAUUUAAGGGGAAAAGCCCCCGAUUUAAUGGGAAUAACAGGGAUUUCUUUGAGAUAACCCCAGAUUUAAUGGGAAAUCAGGGCUUUCUAGGGGAACAAGCCAUAUAUAAUGGGAAAAACCCCAAAUUUAAAAGGAAAAACAGGGAUUUCUGGCACAAAAAGCCACAUGUAAGGGUAAAAACCCCAGAUUAAAGAUGAAAAACAGGGAUUUCUGUGAGAAAAAGCCAUAUUUUAGGGGAAAAACCCCAGAUUUAAUGGGAAAAAUAGGAAUUUCUGUGAGAAAAGCCCAGAUGUAAUGGAAAAACAGGGAUUUCUAGGAGGAAAAGCCAUAUUUUAGGGUAAAAACCCCAGAUUUAAUAGAAAAAAAGAGGGAUUUCUGUGAGAAAACCCCUGUUUUAUGGGGAAAAACAGGGAUUUCUAGGUGGAAAAGCCAUAUUGAAGGGUAAAAACCCCAGAUUGCAAGGGAAAACCAGGGAUUUCUAGGAGAAAAAGCCACAUUUAAGGGGAAAUACCCCAGAUAUUGUUGGAAAAAGAGAGAUUUCUAGCAGAAAAAGCCGUAUUUAAGGGGAAAAAAACCCAGAUUUAAAGGGGAAACCAGGGAUUUCUGGCAGAAAAUGCCAUAUUUAAGGGGAAAAACUCCAGAUUUAAGGGGAAUAACAGGGAUUUCUAGCAGAAAAAGCCAUAUAUAAGUGGAAAAACCCCAUAUUUCAGGGGAAAAGAGGGAUUUUUUGGGAGAAAAAAGCAUAUUUAAGGGGAAAAGCCGCCGGUGUAAUGGGAAAAACAGGGAUUUCUGUGAGCAAACCCCAGAUUUAAGGGGAAAAGCCCAGAUUUAAUGGAAAACCAGGGAUUUCUGGCAGAAGAAGCCAUAUUUAAGGGUAUUUAAGGGUAAACCAGGGAUUUCUGUGAGAAAAGCCCAGAUUUAAGGGGAAAAACAGAGAUUUCUAGGGGAAAAAGCCACAUUUAAGGGGAAAUACCCCAGAUUUAAGGGGAAAAACAGAGAUUUCUGGGAGAAAAGCCCAGAUUAAAGGGUAAAAACAGGGAUUUCUAGCAGAAAAGCCCAUAUUUUAGGGUAAAAACCCCAGAUUUAAUGGGAAAACCAGGGAUUUCUGUGAGAAAAGCCCAGAUUUAAUGGAAAAACAGGGAUUUCUGGCAGAAAACGCCAUGUUUACACAGCAUCACACAGAAUCACAGAAUGACCCGGGUUGGAAGGGACCCCAAGGAUCAUGUAGUUCCAACCCCCCUGCCUAGCAGGGCCACCAAACAUCCACAUUCAGAUCAGGUUGCCCAGGACCCCGUCCAACCUGGCCUUGAACACGUCCAAGGACGGGGCAUCCACAACCUCCCUGGGCAGCCCGUUCCAGGGCCCAACCACUCUCCUAGUAAAGAACUUCCCCCUAACAUCCAACCUAAAUCUUCCCUCCUUCAACUUAAAACCAUUUCCCCUAGUCCUGCUGUUGUCAGCCCUUGUGAAGAGUUGACUCCCCUCCUGGGUGUAGGUUCCCUUCAGAUAUUGAUAGGCUGCCAUGAGGUCACCCCGCAGCCUUCUCUUCUCCAGGCUGAACAAGCCCAACUCCCUCAGCCUGUCCUCAUAGGGGAGCUGCUCCAGCCCCCUGAUCAUCUUAGUCGCCCUCCUCUGGACCCUUUCCACAAUCUCAAUGUCUUUCUUGUACUGAGGGCUCCACACCUGGACACAGGACUCCAGAUGGGGCCUCACAAGAGCCGAGUAGAGAGGGACAAUCACCUCCCUGUCCCUGCUGGCCACCCCUCUCCUGAUGGAGCCCAGGAUCCCAUUUGCCUUUCGAGCUGCCAGAGCGCACUGCUGGCUCAUGUUCAGUCUCUCGUCCAUCAGGACCCCCAGGUCCUUCUCUGCCGAGCUGCUCUCAAGGACCGCUCCUCCCAGCCUGUACAGGUGCCUGGGGUUCUUCCGGCCCAAAUGCAAAACCCUGCACUUUGCCGUGUUGAACCUCAUCAGGUUCACCUGAGCCCAGCCCUCCAGCCUGUCGAGGUCCCUCUGAAUGGCAUCCCUUCCUUCCACCGUAUCAACCGCACCACUCAGCUUGGUGUCGUCAGCAAACUUGCUGAGGGUGCACUCAAUUCCCUCAUCGAUGUCAUUAAUAAAGAUGUUAAAGAGCACCGGUCCCAAGACAGACCCUUGGGGGACACCGCUUGUUACCGGCCUCCACCUGGACAUAGAGCCAUUGACCACCACCCUCUGUCUGCGGCCUUUCAACCAAUUGCUUAUCCAUCGGGUCGUCCACCCAUCAAAUCCACUUCCCUCCAAUUUGGAGAUGAGGAUGUGGUGGGGGACCAUGUCAAAGGCCUUGCUCAGGUCCAGCUAAAUGACAUCGGUCGCCUUCCCUUCGUCCACCAAUGCCGUCACUCCAUCAUAGAAGGCCACAAGAUGAGUUAGGCAUGACCUUCCUUUGGUGAAGCCGUGCUGGCUGUCUCGGAUCACAUGCUCGUUCUUUAUGUGACCGAGCAUGUUGUCCAGGAGGAUCUGUUCCAUGAUCUUCCCAGGCACGGAGGUGAGACUCACCGGCCUGUAGUUCCCCGGGUCCUCCCUGCUCCCCUUCUUGUAUAUGGGAGUGACGUGACCCUUCCUCCAGUCGUCCGGGACCUCACCUGACAGCCACGACUUCUCAAAUAUGAUGGAGAGCGGCUCGGCAACCACCUCAGCCAGCUCCUUCAGGACCCUGGGAUAAAAAGCCAUACUUAAGGGGAAAAGCCCCAGAUUUAAUGAGAAAACCAGGAUUUUCUUGCAGAAAAAGCCAUAUUUAAGGGUAAAAACACCAGAUUUAAGGGGAAAAACAGGGAUUUCUGGCAGAAAAAGCCAUUUUAUGGGGAAAAACUCCAGAUUUAAUGGGAAUAAUAGGGAUUUCUUUGAGAAAACCCCAGAUUUAAUGGGAAAACAGGGCUUUCUAGGAGGAAAAGCCAUAUUUUAGGGUAAAAACUCCAGAUUUAAGGGGAAAAAACCCAGGUUGAAAGGGAAUAACAGGGAUUUCUAGGAGAAAAAGCCACAUUUAAGGGGAAAUACCCCAGAUUUAAUGGGAAAAACAGGGAUUUCUGGCAGAAAAAGCCAUAUUUUAGGGGAAAAACAGGGAUUUCUAGGGGAAAAAGCCGUAUUUAAUGUGAAAAACCCCAGAAUUAAGGGGAAGAACAGGGAUUUCUGUGAGAAAAGCCCAGAUUUAAUGGAAAAACAGGGAUUUCUUGGAGAAAAAACCAUAUUUCAGGAGAAAAACCCAAGAUUAUUGGGAAUAAACAGGGAUUUCUGGCAGAAAAAAAGCCAAUUUUAAGGGGAAAAACCCCUGAUUUAAUGGGAGAAACAGGGAUUUCGGUGAGAAAAAGCCACAUUUAAGGGGAAAUACCCCAGAUAUUGUUGGAAAAAGAGAGAUUUCUAGCAGAAAAAGCCGUAUGUAAGGGGAAAAAAAAAGAGAUUUCUAGGGGAAACCAGGGAUUUCUGUCUGAAAAAGCCAUAUUUAAGGGGAAAAACCCCAGAUUUAAAAGGGAGAAAUAGGGAUUUCUGUGAGAAAAAGCACAGAUGUAGUGGAAAAACAGGGAUUUCUAGGAGUAAAAGCCAUAUUGAAGGGUAAAAUCCCCAGAUUUAAUAGGAAAAGCAGGGAUUUCUUGGAGAAAAUUCCUGUUUUAUGGGGAAAAACAGACAUUUCUAGGUGGAAAAGCCAUAUUGAAGGGUAAAACCCCCAGAUUGCAAGGGAAAACCAGGGAUUUCUAGGAGAAAAAGCCACAUUUAAGGGGAAAUACCCCAGAUAUUGUUGGAAAAAGAGAGAUUUCUAGCAGAAAAAGCCGUAUUUAAGGGGAAAAAAACCCAGAUUUAAAUGGGAAACCAGGGAUUUCUGGCAGAGAAAUGGGACAGAGAGUUUUGGGAGAAAACCCCUGAUUUAAUGAAAAGAACAGGGAUUUCUGUGAGAAAACACCAGAAUUAAGGGGAAAAACCCCUCAUUUAAAAGGAAAAACAGUGAUUUCUGGAAGAAAAAGCCAUAUUUAAGGGCAAAAACCCCAGAUUGAAUUGUAAAACCAGGAUUUUCUGGCAGAACAAGCCAUAUUUAAGGGUAAAAAAAGGGAUUUCUGGCUGAAAAAGCCAUAUUUAAGGGGAAAAACCCCAGAUUCAAUGGCAAUAACAGGGAUUUCUGUGAGAAAUCCCCAGAUUUAAGGGGAAAAACAGAGAUUUCUAGGAGAAAACCCCUGAAUUAGGGGGAAACGCAAGGAUUUCUAGCAGAAAAAGCCACAUUUAAGGGGAAAUACCCCAGAUAGAAUGGGAGAAACAGGAAUUUCUGUGAGAAAAGCGUUUCCAGCGUUUCCAUGCUGCUCUUGCCCAGUGGUGGCCUUUCAGCCAAAGGCCAGAGUGGGGGGAGGGAGAGGGAGAUUGUAAGACUGCCAUCAGUCAGGAGCCCGGCACGUUUCUGCCUGCUUGGCUCAUGCUGUUGUGUGGGUCCCCGCGAAGCAUCGGUGAGCCAGGGUGGCCCCGUGUGUGUGCCAGCAUUGUGCGCGGAUGUGGAAUGGAGCGAGAGUGAUUGUAAUGAAAAUGCAGCUGGCGGUAUUUCUGGUAGGGAAUGGUUGAAUCCGCAGCCGUGAGGCGCAAGAGGAGGCGCUGGAUGCUAAGGUGGAAAGCGGAGCUUGUGUGUGCCAGGAGGCAGGCGUGGUGAGGUGCGCUUUGGAGCCUGCUGCUGUUGGCGCUGGGCUCGGGAGGCCCCUGAACAUGGCGCUGUGUGCUGCGUGUGCCAGCCCCAAGAGAUUCCCGUGUGGAAGAAGGGAGAGGAUGAAGGAGGCCGAGGGCCCUUUUCUCGGGGCCGGCUCCUCUGUGGCCUCUUGCUUGCCGGAGAGAAGGGCUGCCCGCUGGGCACAGGGAGCGCCUUCUAGCUGCCGUCCCGUGCCCUGUCCUGCAGCCCCCUCCUCAUGCUAUGUGGAACGCCAUUGGCAGCAGUGCGGCUGCCAUUUUAGAACCUUCGCCGCAUCACAGCCGUCACCUUGGUCACCGCUGCCCCGGCCAACGCACUCGCCUCUGUGAGCUCUGGCAGCCAUGUCAGGAGCAAAGAGAGCGAGGGGCGAAGCUUGCCCUAUUUCCCAUCGGAAGGGAGAGCUGGGGGCCCCAGUAGCGAAGAGGAGGAGGGGGGCCGCCUUGACCAUCAAGCGGAGGAGGAAGGAGAAGAGAGUCCGUUUCCAUCGCGCCUGGACCAGCGCUGUGACCACCUCCGUGGAGCCCAUGGAGGUGGAUCCACCUCCGGAUGAGCCCAUGGAGGUGGAUCCACCUCCGGAUGAGCCCAUGGAGGUGGAUCCGCCUGCGGCACAGCUGGCCUGGCACCACACCACCGUGCCAGGCCCCGCAUGGGCGCCGUCACAGCUCCACCGCCAUCGCUGGUCCAGGCGCUCGGCUCCUUACCCGCUGCGCGGCCCCCGCCCCCAGCAUUAGCUGGGUGGCAUGAGUUACCAUCUGCUCCUCCUCUGGAGCCAAUUCUGCGGGCCCCCAGCUCCAUCUUCACCCUGUUAAGUCCCCGUCCCUGGUUUACUUGUUGAUUUUAGUGUUAAGUUUAGUGUUAGUGUUAGGAUUAGGUUAUUGUUCACGUUUUAGUGUUAGGAGUAGGUUCUUGUUCAUGUUUGAGAGUUAGGAGUAGGUUCUUGUUCAUGUUUUAGAGUUAGGCAUAGGUUCCUGUUCUUCUGUUAGAGUUAGGCAUAGGUUCCUUGUAGUCUUUUAGUGUUAGGCAUAGGUUCCUGUUCAUACUUGACAGUUAGGGGUCGAUUGCUCCUGUUGGGUGGCAGUGAGCAGCGCUCACUCGGUAAGCACACGCCUGAUUGAUGAUGCGAAGACAUGAGUGCGAGUGCCGUGAGCACGGAGGCCCGAUGGCAUCUUGGAUGGAUUGAAUUUGCAGCUUGUGACUUUUGUGUUGCAGACCGUCGAGGAGCAGAGUGUGAGUGGCUGCGCCGUUGCGUUGGGCCUCAGGAGAACAGUGUGUGACUGUGUCUCGAGCAUCGUGCGUGGCCGUUGGCAGAAAGCAGCCUCCUGGAGAGCAGCAGAGCAGCAGGCUGUCUGCGCUAUGGCCGCUGAAGUGCGUUUCUCGCCCCCUGAGGUCCCUGAGCCCACGCUGAUGGAGAACGUGCUGCGCUCCGGCCUCUUGUUUGGAGCCGUUUUGCAGCUUGUGUGCGUGUGGGCCAUAACCCUGCCAGUUCCCAAGUGCCCAGAGACAACUGUCGAGGAGCAGAGUGUGAGUGGCUGCGCCGUUGCGUUGGGCCUCAGGAGAACAGUGUGUGACUGUGUCUCGAGCAUCGUGCGUGGCCGUUGGCAGACCGUCGAGGAGCAGAGUGUGAGUGGCUGCGCCGUUGCGUUGGGCCUCAGGAGAACAGUGUGUGACUGUGUCUCGAGCAUCGUGCGUGGCCGUUGGCAGAAAGCAGCCUCCUGGAGAGCAGCAGAGCAGCAGGCUGUGUGCGCUAUGGCCGCUGAAGUGCGUUUCUCGCCCCCUGAGGUCCCUGAGCCCACGCUGAUGGAGAACGUGCUGCGCUCCGGCCUCUUGUUUGGAGCCGUUUUCCAGCUGGUGUGCGUGUGGGCCAUAACCCUGCCAGUUCCCAAGUGCCCAGAGACAAGCGUCGAGGAGCAGAGUGUGAGUGGCUGCGCCGUUGCGUUGGGCCUCAGGAGAACAGUGUGUGACUGUGUCUCGAGCAGCGUGCGUGGCCGUUGGCAGAAAGCAGCCUCCUGGAGAGCAGCAGAGCAGCAGGCUGUGUGCGCUAUGGCCGCUGAAGUGCGUUUCUCGCCCCCUGAGGUCCCUGAGCCCACGCUGAUGGAGAACGUGCUGCGCUCCGGCCUCUUGUUUGGAGCCGUUUUCCAGCUGGUGUGCGUGUGGGCCAUAACCCUGCCAGUUCCCAAGUGCCCAGAGACAACUGUCGAGGAGCAGAGUGUGAGUGGCUGCGCCGUUGCGUUGGGCCUCAGGAGAACAGUGUGUGACUGUGUCUCGAGCAUCGUGCGUGGCCGUUGGCAGACCGUCGAGGAGCAGAGUGUGAGUGGCUGCGCCGUUGCGUUGGGCCUCAGGAGAACAGUGUGUGACUGUGUCUCGAGCAUCGUGCGUGGCCGUUGGCAGACCGUCGAGGAGCAGAGUGUGAGUGGCUGCGCCGUUGCGUUGGGCCUCAGGAGAACAGUGUGUGACUGUGUCUCGAGCAUCGUGCGUGGCCGUUGGCAGAAAGCAGCCUCCUGGAGAGCAGCAGAGCAGCAGGCUGUGUGCGCUAUGGCCGCUGAAGUGCGUUUCUCGCCCCCUGAGGUCCCUGAGCCCACGCUGAUGGAGAACGUGCUGCGCUCCGGCCUCUUGUUUGGAGCCGUUUUCCAGCUGGUGUGCGUGUGGGCCAUAACCCUGCCAGUUCCCAAGUGCCCAGAGACAAGCGUCGAGGAGCAGAGUGUGAGUGGCUGCGCCGUUGCGUUGGGCCUCAGGAGAACAGUGUGUGACUGUGUCUCGAGCAGCGUGCGUGGCCGUUGGCAGACCGUCGAGGAGCAGAGUGUGAGUGGCUGCGCCGUUGCGUUGGGCCUCAGGAGAACAGUGUGUGACUGUGUCUCGAGCAUCGUGCGUGGCCGUUGGCAGAAAGCAGCCUCCUGGAGAGCAGCAGAGCAGCAGGCUGUGUGCGCUAUGGCCGCUGAAGUGCGUUUCUCGCCCCCUGAGGUCCCUGAGCCCACGCUGAUGGAGAACGUGCUGCGCUCCGGCCUCUUGUUUGGAGCCGUUUUCCAGCUGGUGUGCGUGUGGGCCAUAACCCUGCCAGUUGCCAAGUGCCCAGAGACAACCGUCGAGGAGCAGAGUGUGAGUGGCUGCGCCGUUGCGUUGGGCCUCAGGAGAACAGUGUGUGAGUGUGUCUCGAGCAUCGUGCGUGGCCGUUGGCAGAAAGCAGCCUCCUGGAGAGCAGCAGAGCAGCAGGCUGUGUGCGCUAUGGCCGCUGAAGUGCGUUUCUCGCCCCCUGAGGUCCCUGAGCCCACGCUGAUGGAGAACGUGCUGCGCUCCGGCCUCUUGUUUGGAGCCGUUUUCCAGCUGGUGUGCGUGUGGGCCAUAACCCUGCCAGUUGCCAAGUGCCCAGAGACAACCGUCGAGGAGCAGAGUGUGAGUGGCUGCGCCGUUGCGUUGGGCCUCAGGAGAACAGUGUGUGAGUGUGUCUCGAGCAUCGUGCGUGGCCGUUGCCAGAAAGCAGCCUCCUGGAGAGCAGCAGAGCAGCAGGCUGUCUGCGCUAUGGCCGCUGAAGUGCGUUUCUCGCCCCCUGAGGUCCCUGAGCCCACGCUGAUGGAGAACGUGCUGCGCUCCGGCCUCUUGUUUGGAGCCGUUUUCCAGCUGGUGUGCGUGUGGGCCAUAACCCUGCCAGUUGCCAAGUGCCCAGAGACAACCGUCGAGGAGCAGAGUGUGAGUGGCUGCGCCGUUGCGUUGGGCCUCAGGAGAACAGUGUGUGAGUGUGUCUCGAGCAUCGUGCGUGGCCGUUGCCAGACCGUCGAGGAGCAGAGUGUGAGUGGCUGCGCCGUUGCGUUGGGCCUCAGGAGAACAGUGUGUGAGUGUGUCUCGAGCAUCGUGCGUGGCCGUUGCCAGAAAGCAGCCUCCUGGAGAGCAGCAGAGCAGCAGGCUGUCUGCGCUAUGGCCGCUGAAGUGCGUUUCUCGCCCCCUGAGGUCCCUGAGCCCACGCUGAUGGAGAACGUGCUGCGCUCCGGCCUCUUCUUUGGAGCCGUUUUCCAGCUUGUGUGCGUGUGGGCCAUAACCCUGCCAGUUCCCAAGUGCCCAGAGACAAACAUCGAGGCAUGUGAGUGGCUGAGAAAUGGAGUUGGGGCUCAGGGGAGCAAUGGAGCAAUGGGUGCCUGUGUCACAACCUUCCUGAGCGGCCCUUGCAAGGACUGGCACAGUCUUGGGACUCGGUCUGGCGAGACAGUGAAGAAAGCCAAGGCAAGAGCUGCUCUGCUGAGGAAGAAAGCCCAGAAGGAGAGCAAAAAGAACCGAGCAGGGCUUGAGCGAGAAGGCCCACAGGACACUCGAGUCAGCUGGAAUGCUUCCUCGGAGGUGGCACCAAAGGCAGCGGACUGAGUCAGCGUCCGGUUUUGUGGCAUGGCCGUGCUUUCCCUGUCACGGACAGGGCAGCGGAACUGAGGCACCUGGAAGGGAAGGGCUUGUGCUGCAUUCCAAGGGCUUGCCAGAG
This is a messenger RNA of Lagopus muta (rock ptarmigan), 10123 nucleotides long. RefSeq lists its product as uncharacterized. Bases 7018 to 10011 code for a protein of 997 amino acids. The record is from RefSeq and is a predicted model, not a curated record. The transcript is spliced from 24 exons. Gene Ontology annotation, cellular component: membrane. NCBI's taxonomy places the organism in Eukaryota, Metazoa, Chordata, Aves, Galliformes, Phasianidae.